AUGUCUCUCUAUUACGACGCGGUGUCGGUUCUGACCGCCCCCUCGUCGACAGGGGGUUCCUUCAAAUCUCGCAUCUACAGCUCGCGGAACCUCAAAUCCUCCCCGGCGCAAAUCUACGCUCUGGUCAUCGAGGCCUCGAAAUGGGAUAUCCUUCUCAAAGAGGUCAUUGAGGCCGCGGGGAUCCUCAAACAAGAGCCCAAGCUCACACCUUUACUUGCCCUACUGCUCGUCCACGAUCACCUCCUCGCCAAGAAUGGCAUCGCAGCCAACGCAAACCAUCCGCUCCGUCAGGCGGUCGAGAGACACAAGACUCGACUGAAGGGGGAAUUCGCCAAGGCGCGCGUGCGCCGCGGAUGCGCCUCGAUACCCGAUCUGAAGGCUGCCGUGCUGCGCGAGAAACAGGCUGCGCAGGGUGUGCUCGGGACUCCUUCGACGGCCGUGUAUCCGCGCUGGGUGCGGAUCAACAACCUCCGCACGGCGAUGGAGGAGCAGCUGCAGUCUACAUUCAAGGCGUAUACCAGGGUCAACUCGCUCGCUGAGCUAGGGGAGAAAGACGAGGCGAAGCUGUACGUUGACCCGCACGUGCCGGAUCUGGUGGCCGUCGCGCCGGGCGUGGACUUCACCUCAUCCCCUGCGUACAAAAACGGGCAGAUCAUUCUGCAGGAUAAGGCGUCGUGUUUCCCGGCGUACCUGUUACUCGGGGAUAGUGAGGAAUGGCCCGGCGAUCUGCUGGAUGGUUGUGCGGCGCCUGGAAACAAGACGACGCACAUGGCUUCGUUGCUUGCGAAGCAUGCUGCCGGCAAGGACAUCACCCGCCACAUCUUCUCCAUGGAUGCUUCCAAGGUGCGGUCCAAGACAUUGCAGAAAAUGGUCGCUGCGGCGGGCGCGGACAAUGUCGUCACCGUUCUCCAGGGCCAGGAUUUCCUGGCGCUCGACCCCACCGAGGACCGCUUUGCAAACGUCACCGGCCUCCUCCUUGACCCCAGCUGCUCCGGCAGCGGGAUCGUCGGCCGCGACGACGUCCCAAAACUCGCCCUCCCCGCUGCUGCAACCACGCAGACUGGCAAAUCGCAGGGGAAGAAGCGCAAACGCAGACAAGACGAGGAGGAGACUCAGCCUGGAAGCGUCGCCCCGACUUCGACGUCAGCCACAGAUGAAAACGAGUUCGCCAGCGCAACCCUCGACCCGGAGCGUCUGACGAAACUCUCCAACCUGCAAGCGCGCAUUGUCGAACAUGCGCUGAGCUUCCCGGCCGCUACCCGCGUCACGUACAGUACGUGCUCCAUCCACCUGAUCGAAAAUGAGGCGGUUGUGUCUCGUGUACUGGCCUCGGAUGUAGCGCGCUCCCGCGGCUGGAGGGUCAUGCGCCGAGAGGAGCAACCCCGAGGCAUGAAAGCCUGGCCGCACCGCGGUGUCAGGACGGAGAGCCGAUAUGGUGACGCGGAUGGUGAUGGGAAGGUCACUGCUCCUGCUGCUGCUGUGGAUCUGACUGACGAAGAGCUGGAGGCCUGUUUACGGUGCUGGGCCGAUGAUGAGGAGGGUCUUGGUGGGUUUUUUGUCGCGGGGUUUGUGCGUGAUGAGGGAAGUGUAGACCGUACUAUUAGGGAAGAGCCAGAGUCUCAGGGUAUUGAGGAGGAUACGGGAGACAGCGAUGAGGACGAGUGGGAGGGUUUCUCCGAUUGA
Messenger RNA from Aspergillus pseudoviridinutans, 1683 nucleotides. RefSeq names its product rRNA (cytosine-C5-)-methyltransferase RCM1. Gene Ontology annotation, cellular component: nucleolus. The record is from RefSeq and is a predicted model, not a curated record. Bases 1 to 1683 code for a protein of 560 amino acids. Gene Ontology annotation, molecular function: methyltransferase activity. Gene Ontology annotation, biological process: rRNA base methylation. Lineage: Eukaryota; Fungi; Ascomycota; Eurotiomycetes; Eurotiales; Aspergillaceae. The transcript has 2 exons.